UGACGUCAGCAGGAUGGAGCCGUCCACUAGCAUCUGCUACUUUGUCUGUCCGGUUAGGAGAGAAUUCGUCGAAGAUACAGAACUGAGGAGAAAUAUGCAAUUUGAGGACAAGUUUUGCACCAUAUUGAUGUGGCAUCUGCGCCACGCAAAUUAUCCUUAUUUAUGCGUUGGCGUCAGGAGAUGGAGACGGCAUCAUAAAAUUGUCAACUUUUUGUAUUUAAAAUCGCGAAAGUUGGCGAUUUUGUUUUGCUUUUGCGGUGCCUGUCUCUUAUUGUCGGUUGCGUUGAAGGAUUUACGUGCGUGGCGUCAGGAGUAUGGAAUCGCAUAUCUGUAUCUGCUUGUUUGCCUGGUUUUCGGAAAAUAAUUGGACGUACGAUACUGCGGAAAAUUAUGCAUUUUAGGGACGGAUUUUGUGGCUUAUAAGUGUGGUGUCAGCUCCGCGCUAGUGAUCCUUGAUGAUGCAGUGGCAUCAAGAGGUGGAGACGGCGUCGUAAAAAUGUAAAUUUUUUGUGUUUAUAAUCGCGAUAGCUGCCGAUUUUGUUUUUCUUUUGCGGAGACCGCCUCUUCUUGUUUGUUGCAUUGGAUUACCAGUUGGCUGUAGUCAAGGAGGUAAGAGCAAUAUUUGAUUGUUUUGUUUAAUUGUUUAUUGGUUAAUUGUUUUGC
Drosophila simulans is the source of this 663-nucleotide messenger RNA. RefSeq lists its product as uncharacterized. The record is from RefSeq and is a predicted model, not a curated record. The coding region runs from base 14 to 364 and encodes 116 amino acids. The transcript has 3 exons. NCBI's taxonomy places the organism in Eukaryota, Metazoa, Arthropoda, Insecta, Diptera, Drosophilidae.